AACUCAAGCACAGGUGGUUUUCUUCCGGUCUUCACAUCUUGUUCUCUUCUGUUCUGUCCCUUGUACCUCCGAUAGACCAGAGACCGAAAAACACGGAGACAGACAGGGGAGACAGAAUUAGAGCUUACCUUAAAAAAGAAAUCUCCCAGAAAUGCGGAGCAUACCGUUGGGUACCACAUUAUCAACUCCAACUUCCAUUAACAACUGCAUUAAUACGAACUCUCCUCCUCUGUCUUUCCUUUUCAAGAAACUCUACUACCCACCUCUCUCUUUUCCCUCUCCUAGGGUUUCUCAUGACCCAAAAUCAGGAGUAUGCCGAGCCAGCCAAGUGGUUGAACUAUUCCCCACUAUAUCUCCCGAGAUUGUUGUCAGGGAGGCAAGGUUGGAGGACUGUUGGGAAGUGGCUGAGACACAUUGUAGCUCCUUCUUCCCUGAAUAUUCCUUUCCGUUAGACUUCAUGCUUCGAAUUGAUAGGAUGGUGGCAAUGCUGUCGGGGUUUACCACACCACCAGGUUGCCGGAGAACGUGUUUAGUUGCUGUUAUUGGUAGCUCGGUGGAUGAAACCUUCUGCUUGGGAAGUGAAGAUUUCAAAAUUGGAGGUUUUGAUGGAAAAAUUAGUCUUAAUAAGGGCUAUGUGGCUGGGAUAUUAACCGUGGAUACAGUGGCUGACUUCCUUCCACGCAAAGGACCUCUCCGGCAGAGAAGGACUGGAAUUGCAUACAUUUCAAAUGUUGCAGUUCGUGAGAGAUUCCGGCGGAAGGGAAUAGCUAAAAGACUGAUAGCGAAAGCAGAGGUCUUAGCCCGGAGCUGGGGCUGCCGAACAAUUGCAUUGCACUGUGAUUUGAACAAUCCUGGGGCAACAAGAUUGUACAAAGGCCAGGGUUUCAGAAGCAUUAAGGUUCCUGAAGGAGCAAACUGGCCCCAACCCAAGACCUCUCCAGAUAUCAAUUUUAACUUCAUGAUGAAGCUUUUGAACACUCCAACAACUUCCAUUUAAGUCAAGAUUUAUCUUCAAAAAAAGACCCAAAAAAUAUAAAAAGUAAAAAUUAGAAAUAUACCAUAUCAGAAUUAGCUUGUAUAUAAUGUAAACUAUGUUAGUACAGCCGCCUUUAUAAAUAUGAUU
Carica papaya (papaya) is the source of this 1123-nucleotide messenger RNA. RefSeq names its product Acyl-CoA N-acyltransferases (NAT) superfamily protein. The record is from RefSeq and is a predicted model, not a curated record. Gene Ontology annotation, cellular component: chloroplast. Gene Ontology annotation, molecular function: N-acetyltransferase activity. Gene Ontology annotation, biological process: N-terminal protein amino acid acetylation. NCBI's taxonomy places the organism in Eukaryota, Viridiplantae, Streptophyta, Magnoliopsida, Brassicales, Caricaceae.